Messenger RNA from Lutra lutra (Eurasian river otter), 7096 nucleotides. Its product is annotated as zinc finger protein 45-like. Gene Ontology annotation, molecular function: DNA-binding transcription repressor activity, RNA polymerase II-specific; RNA polymerase II cis-regulatory region sequence-specific DNA binding. Bases 699 to 2765 code for a protein of 688 amino acids. Lineage: Eukaryota; Metazoa; Chordata; Mammalia; Carnivora; Mustelidae. The transcript has 5 exons. Gene Ontology annotation, biological process: negative regulation of transcription by RNA polymerase II. The record is from RefSeq and is a predicted model, not a curated record.
AGUUCUGUCAUUCAGUUGAACAAAAAUGAAUAGUUUCUGUAAUAGCCAUUGGUUAAACUUAUAACUAACACUAAUUUGCUGUCUUGAACCCAGAAAGUCCCUGGGGGAUGGUUAUUUGGUCUCGGUUGCUUUAAAAAGGUUCAAGUCAUCACUAUCCAAUAUGGUAGCCAUCAGGUACAUGUGAUAAUUGAGCACCUGAAAUAUGGCUAGUGCUAAUUGGGAUGUUCUAUAAGUGUAAGACACACAAGGGAUUUCAAAGACUAGUAUGAAAAAAAGGAGUGUGAUGUCUCAGUAAUUUUUAUGUUGAUUGCAGAUUGAAUUGAAUUUUUAUGUUGAUCGUAGGUUGAAUAUAUUUUGGAUAUAUUGGGUUAAAUAAAAUAUAUUGUUAAGAUUGAGCCCAGUUGCUUCUUCUAACUUUUCUUAAUGUGGCUACUAGAAACGUUUAAAUUAUACUAUGGAACUUGCAUUUUAUUUGUCAGAUUGCACUGGUCUUACUGGAAGUUCUGUUUUCACUCGGGGGAUUUGCCUUCAGGGGCAUUCAUGAGUCACUCUUGCUCCUUAGGCUUCCAAGGGCAUCGUACAAUGGAGAGAAGCAGAGAGUUUGGACUUAGGAGGCCUGAGUGCCAGGUCUAACAAUGCCCUUGAUUUUCUGGGUGUCCUUCAGCAGCUCAGCCCUUCCUUAGAAGGACAAGUGCAAAAUGACCAAGUUCAAGGAGGCGGUGACGUUCAAGGACGUGGCGGUGGUCUUCACGGAGGAGGAGUUGGGGCUGCUGGACCCCGCCCAGAGGAAGCUGUACGGAGACGUGAUGCUGGAGAACUUCAGGAACCUGCUCUCUGUGGGGCAUCAGCCCUUCCCCCCACACGUACUACUGCAGUGCGAGAGGGGAGAAAAGCUUCAGAUGAGAAAGACAGCAACCCAGGGCCGCGGCAUUGCAGGAGACAAGAAUCUAAAUGACCUGGGGACUCUUCAGGAAAUUGGAUCAAAGUUCCUGCCACAUGAAGAGCUGUUCUGCUCGCAGAUCUGGCAACAGGUUACAAAGGAAUUAGCCCAGUGCCAAGAUUCCAUGGUCAGUGUUCAAGGAACUGGCUCUCAGUUGGAAAAACGAGGUGAUGCACUCUAUAAAGAUGAGGGAUUUGGUAAAGGCUUUAAUCAGAAUUCACAUCUUCAGGUUCCCCACAGAGACCAACCAGGAGGAAAAACCUACCAGGCAGAGGAGCAUGAGAAAGGUUUCCUUCAGCACUGUUAUCUUCAAACUAACCAGACAGCCCAUGUAGAAGAGAAGCCCUAUAAAUGUGAAAAAUGUGAAAACACCUUCCGUCGGCUUUCAAGCCUUCGAGCCCAUCAGAGGGUCCAUAGCGGAGAGAAAUCACUGAAGUAUGACACAUCGUUUAAGGGUUUAAGACAGAGGUCAUCUCUUCGCCAUCACCAGAGAGUCCCCACUGGAGAGAAUUCACACAAAUACGAGGAAUGUGGGAGGAACGUCGGGAAAAGCUCACAUUGUCAAGCUCCUCUGAUAGUCCACACAUUAGAAAAACCUUAUAAAUGUGAGGACUGUGGGCUGAGCUUCAGUCAGAGCUCAUAUCUUCAAGUCCACCAGAGAGCCCACAUGGGAAAGAAACCUUAUAGAUGUGAAGAGUGUGGGAAGGGCUUCAGCUGGCGUUCCCGACUACAGGCUCAUCAGCGAAUCCACACUGGAGAGAAGCCGUACAAAUGUGAGGCAUGUGGCAAGGGCUUCAGUUACAGCUCACACCUUAAUAUUCAUUGUCGAAUCCACACAGGCGAGAAACCCUACAAAUGUGAAGAGUGUGGGAAAGGCUUCAGUGUAGGUUCACACCUUCAGGCCCAUCAGGUAAGCCACACUGGAGAGAAACCUUACAAAUGUGAGGAGUGUGGGAAGGGCUUCUGCCGGGCCUCAAAUCUUCUGGACCAUCAGAGAGGCCACACUGGUGAGAAACCAUAUCAGUGUGAUGCAUGUGGAAAGGGCUUCAGUCGUAGCUCAGAUUUUAACAUUCAUUUUAGAGUCCAUACAGGAGAGAAACCCUAUAAAUGUGAGGAAUGUGGGAAAGGCUUCAGUCAGGCCUCAAAUCUUCUGGCGCAUCAGAGAGGCCACACUGGAGAAAAACCAUACAAAUGUGGGACGUGUGGCAAGGGCUUCAGCCGGAGUUCAGAUCUUAACGUUCAUUGUAGAAUCCACACCGGAGAGAAACCCUACAAAUGCGAGAAGUGUGGUAAGGCCUUCAGUCAGUUCUCAAGUCUUCAAGUGCAUCAGAGAGUCCACACGGGAGAGAAACCCUAUCAGUGUGCAGAGUGUGGGAAGGGCUUCAGCGUGGGUUCACAGCUUCAAGCCCACCAGAGGUGCCAUACUGGGGAGAAACCAUAUCAGUGUGAGGAGUGUGGGAAAGGAUUCUGUCGGGCCUCAAAUUUUCUGGCUCAUCGUGGAGUCCACACAGGAGAAAAGCCAUACCGGUGUGAUGUGUGUGGUAAGCGCUUCAGACAGCGAUCCUAUCUUCAAGCCCACCAGAGGGUCCACACCGGAGAAAAACCGUACAAAUGUGAGGAGUGUGGUAAGGUCUUCAGUUGGAGCUCAUACCUUCAAGCCCAUCAGAGAGUUCACACUGGAGAAAAACCAUAUAAAUGUGAGGAGUGUGGGAAGGGCUUCAGUUGGAGCUCAAGUCUUAUAAUUCAUCAGCGAGUACAUGCUGAUGAUGAGGGUGAUAAGGACUUGCCUUCCCCAGACAAUUUGCACAGGAAAGGAGCUCCAUAAAAUUAUAUGUUUUAAUACCUCAAAAUGGGUGCUGAAAUAACCUAAUUAUCAGACCUGUCCUAGAAGACAAAGCAUUUGUUUAUAAAAGAGUCAGUAUUUAUCCAGGGCUUGACAUGUCACAGGGUUGGGUGACCACACAGUAGAGAAGCCUGGUAAGGGCAGUGACAUAAGGACUUCAUUCAGAAUGUUGACAUUUAGCAGAUACUACACAGAAGAGAGGCUUAGGAAGGAUGCAUCCGAUCUGAAGUUGACUGAAGGGCUGAGAGGGAAGUGCCAGAAUUUUAUAUUCUGUGAGAAUAUAAGCUCCCAAGAGCAUAGGGAUUUGUUGACUGCCAAAUCUAUUCCGUCUUUUCAGUGCCUAACACAUGGUAGGUAUUCACUAAUGUUAAAUGAGUGAAAGGGAGAAUGGUCAUAUGUGAAAUUUUUAUUCAGUUCUCUAAAAAUUUCUAUGAAAUGGGCUUAGUAGAGGAAUUCUGCAAGGCUUAGAGGACAUUUAAGUUGUACACAUGGGCUCAUUUUCCCAACCCUACAGGUCCUGUGAACUAGUGUUUAUCAACCUGCCAGUAGGUCCCCAAUCACUUCAGUGGGUUGUGACCAGCACUUUUAUAUGCUAACAUUUUAUUGAGGUAUAAUUUGCAUGCAGUAACAUGCAUAAAUCUCAAUUUUACAACUUCAUGAAUUUUGACAAAUGUAUACACUUAUGUAAUCACCAAAAUCAAUGUAUACAAUAUUUCUAUUAAACCAGAAUGUUUCCUUGUGUACAUUUCUAGUUAUUCCCACCUCCAGUGGCAACAAGUUUGAUUGCUAUACCUCACAUUAGUUAAGUCUGUUCUUUGGUUCAAUGUGUGUCCUCUUAUAUGUCUGGAUUCUCUUGAUCAAAUAUAUGAUCAUUUUAGUAGAUUGAGGAAAGUAAGAUUGACAAAAUCAGUGUCCAUUAUAAAAAUUCCUCAGUGAGAUAAAAGACAUCUAUGAAAAUUCUACAAGCUAACAUUUUUUGUAAAAUUAUUAUUAGGGAAUAGUUUGUAUAGUAAAAUCGACUCUUAGUUAUAUCAUUUUGUGUCAUGGCACAUGCUUACUAUUGUAUUACUACCAACUCAAUCAAGAUGUUUAACACUUCCAAGACCGACCCCCUACCCUGAAAUCCCUUUGUACUCUUGUAGUCAACCCAUCUCCCUGUCUCCUCUCCCUGCCUUUGGCAGCCAUCUGCCUGUUUCCUGUCUGCGUAGUUGACUUUUUGCAAUGUCCUAAAAUGGAAUCAUAACAGUAUAUAAUCUUUCAAGUCUGGCUUCUUUCACUUUAUGCUUCUGAGACUCAUGAAUCUUGAUGUGUGGAUCUGUAGUCAUUCCUUCUAUUGCUGAAUGGUAGUCUAGUGUAUGGAUGAAUGGUGUUUGGUUUAUCCAUUUAUGAAUUCAGGGAUAUUUGAGUUUCCAGUUGUUAGCAAUUAUGAAGAAAACAGUGAUAAAUAUUUGCAAAGAGGUAUGUGUGUCAACAGGUUUUCUUUGUCUUAGUAAAUAUUUAAAGAGUGGAAUUGUGUAGUAUGUCUAUCUGUGUGGAAAGCUAACAACUCUAAAAUGGGUAUACCAGUUUGCAUUCCUAACAUCAAUGCAUAUUAGGGUUUUGUUUUGUUUUUACCAUUUCAAUAGGUUUAUCGUGGCAACUCACUUUGGUUUUAAUUUGCAUUUCCCUAAUGACUGUGUUGGGCGUCUUUUAUAUCUGAAUGUGUCCUGUAUGUAUAUCUAUUUUCUCUGGGAACUGUUUUCUUGUUCUUGAUUUUUGAGAGUUUAUGUGUUCCGGACAUAUGUCCUUUGUCAGUUACAUGUUGUGCAAAUAUUUUAUCUCUGUGUGUUUUGUGUUUUUAUUCCAUUAUCAGUGUUUUUCACAGAGUAGAAAUUUUGUUUUUGAUGAAGUUCUGUUUUCAUCUUCCAUGGAUUGUGCUUUUGGUUUUAGAUCUAAGAACUCUGCUCAAACCAAGGUCACUAAGAUUUUUCUCCUUUUUUAUCUAAAAAUUUUAUGGUUUCAGGUUUUGCAUUUAGGUCUCUGAUCCACGUGAGUUCAUCUUUAUAAAGUGUGAGGUCAAGGACCGUGUUUUUUUGGCCUGUGAACAUCCACUUACUAAGUAUCCUUUUAACAUCAAAUUUCUGUUAGCCCUUGUGGAAAAUCUAUUGAUCAUACAUGUGUGGGUCUUUUUUUGGCCUCUGCUUGGUUCCAUCAAUCUAUGUGUCUAUCCUUUUGCCAAUAUGUAGCCUUAUUUAAGUUAUGAGUUUUCCAACUCCAUUCUUCUUUUUCAAAAUGUUUUGCCCUUUUUAAUUUGCUUACUUUUGUAUAAUUUUUAGAAUAAGUUUUGUGAUUUUUGAAAAUAAACUAAUUGCUGGAAAUUUUGUUGGGAUUGCAUUGAGUAUAUAUCAAUGACUUUAGGGAGACUUGGUAUCUUAGCAAUAUGGAAUAUUCUACACCACAGACACAGAAUAUCUGCCUAUUUGUUUAGGACCCUUCCAUUUCCUUUUGUCAAUAAUUUGUAGUUUUCAGCACACAGAUUCUGCACAUAUUUUAUUAGAUUAGAUUUAUACCUAAGUACUCUGUGUUUUUUGGUGCUAAAUUAAAUGGUAGAAUUUUUCAAAUUUCAAUUUCCAGUCAUUUAUUGCUAGUAUAUAAAAAUGCAGUUGAUUGUUUUAUGUAUUUUAUAUCUUGCCAAACUUGCGUAUUAGUUAAAGUUGCCAUGCUGUAUAGAUUCCUUGGAGCUUUCUGUGUAGAUAAUCAUGUCAUCUGCAAAGAGCUUUAUUUUUCUAUGCAAUUGAUAUACAUAUUACAGCAAUUUCAUUGUGUUGUAAGGAAGUACCCUCACCAUCAUUAGAGAUUUGGGUAACACAACUCAUGAUGGUAGUGCUUUGGGAUGAUCUAAGGUAGAGGGGAUAGCUGUCUAAGAGAAGGUCUGGAACAGAAAGAAUGGUCAGUGUUCAAGUAUUUUAUACAGUGGAAGUCCUCCCUGAACAAGUUUAAAAAAUUGUGGAAGGUUGCACUUUGAGAGUGAUAGGUGAACCUUAUCAGAAUUAUGAAGGAGGCAGUGAACAUGAAUGGGCAGGAGAUGAAGCUUACAAUUUGCAGACACUAAAUCAUAUGUCCAAGUUUCUUUCCUAUGGUCUUCACAAUUCGCUUCUGACAUUUGGGCUAGCAUGGCAACCUCCCAGAUAUCCCUGUAAAUAAACUGGUAUUUGACAGGGCACAUUUGCAAAGUUGACUAAAAUAAUCUGGUUGAUAGUUUUAUGAAAGAAAAUGUGGGGCCAGAUAAAAGUCCAGGUAGAUGAAGGAUCUGAGAGAAGAUCUGAGUGGGGAUUCAAAAUCUCUUGGAGUAUGAUAGUAACUUGGCAAAAUCAUUGACUAUUUUGAUUUAUUGUUUUAUCUGUUGAACUAUUUUAGAGACUUUUCCUAUUUUAUUGACCUACAUACGGCCAGAGGUUCCCUUCAAGGAUCUACCUUGAGAUGCCAAUGCAACGUUAUCAGCUCCUACAGCAGCUACAGAAUUUCUGUCUUAUUAAAGCCUUCUAAAUCUUGGGCUUUUUUAUAUAUGUGGUCUGCCAGGAGUUGUGACAUUGUUUGGUUGGCCUCUAGGUGCUAAGUCUGUGGUACAGAACUGAAAGGACCUAGACUUGUGCCUAUUAUAUCAAAAAUUGUGGUGUUUAUAUAAAAUGUGGUAUAUAAAAAAUGAGGCUUAAUUUAUAAUAGAUUUAAAAGAUAGACUGUGUGUACCCUGUUGUGGGUACAUUAGUGCAUACAUAAGGGGGCAUAUACUUUUAAUAGCUGUGUGUAUAACAACAGUUGUUGGUAGAGGCUAGGAAGGGCAUGAGGUUUGUGAAGCAAAAGAUACUGAGGAAGAGCCUGGUGAGGCUGAGGAAGUGCUGGGGGAAGUAAAGGAACUGGAAGGUGACCAAAGAGGAUAGUGGUUAAUAUGGAUAGCAAAGACCUCCAAGGGCGUGGGGAUUAGUUGUAUAAGUGGUUUACCCAAGCUGGGGUGCCUGGUCCAGCAUUGUUGGAGUUUUUUUUUUGGGGGGGGGGGGGUAACAUGUUAACUGUUCUAUAGAUACUAUCCAGCAAGUGGAGGAAAGUAGCAAGUGGUGUAGUGAUGUGGGAAUAGUAGAGAGUGUAGCAUGGAUUGUUGAACAAAAGGAUUGGAGCUGAUGUGGUUGUGGCGGGCAUAGUGGAGAGUGGUGUGGGGGCAGUUACCGUGUCCAGGUCCCAGCUCUUAAGCAUGGAAGGAGGUGGAGUUUUAAACUUGUAUAGUGCUAAUUUCACCGAAAGGUGAAAUUAAGUGGUGAGGCACCAGUGUAUAUAAAUUG